This is a messenger RNA of Schizosaccharomyces osmophilus, 1470 nucleotides long. It is a transcript of the gene prp19, whose product is annotated as Prp19 complex subunit, ubiquitin-protein ligase E4 Prp19. Gene Ontology annotation, molecular function: protein binding; ubiquitin protein ligase activity. Gene Ontology annotation, biological process: DNA repair; protein ubiquitination; mRNA splicing, via spliceosome. NCBI's taxonomy places the organism in Eukaryota, Fungi, Ascomycota, Schizosaccharomycetes, Schizosaccharomycetales, Schizosaccharomycetaceae. Gene Ontology annotation, cellular component: Prp19 complex; U2-type catalytic step 1 spliceosome; cytoplasm. The coding region runs from base 1 to 1470 and encodes 489 amino acids. The transcript has 3 exons. The record is from RefSeq and is a predicted model, not a curated record.
AUGUUUUGUUCAAUCAGUGGAGAAACGCCGAAAGAACCGGUUGUUUCACGUGUUAGCGGAAGCAUUUAUGAACGACGCUUAAUAGAACAAGCAAUUAAUGAAACUUCCAAGGACCCUGUCACUCAGCAGGAGUGUUCGCUCGAUGACUUGGUUCCUGUAAAAGUACCCGACUUUAUCAAGCCUCGUCCUCCUUCUGCGACUUCUUUGCCAGCCUUACUUUCUUUGUUCCAAGAAGAAUGGGAUGCUUUGGCACUAGAGCAGUUCGAUUUACGGAAAAAACUGAGUGAAACAAAGCAAGAACUUUCGACAUCCCUUUAUUCACUAGAUGCUGCUUUUCGAGUAAUAUCACGGUUGACCAAGGAACGCGAUGAAGCAAGAGAAGCUUUGGCCAAGUUUUCCGAUAACGUCUCUUCUAUGUCUCAGCCUGAAAAUCUUGAUGUAGAAAUGAAGGACGGCAGCCAAGACACCAAAGCAAGCCUAAAAUCUACAGUAGAUGAAACUCUUAAGCAACUUUCCACAAAAAGAAAGCAAACAAAAUUACAACCUACUUGGGCAACUCCGGAGGUUCUUGAAAAACUUGCACAUAGUUCACCGCUUCCUGUUUUACCUUCUGCUGAAAAGGAUGUUAAAACUCUCUUAAUUCCACGACCUGGAGGUACAGGCGUCUCUCUUUGCUUGGUUGAUAGUCGCGUUUCUCUAGUUGAUUGUUCUUCCAGCAAGCCCUUAAAAUCCUUUGAUUCAUCUAUAACCGCAUGCUGCUGGUUGGAUAUUUCUAAAAUUGCUCUUAUGAACUCUGAUACGAAGAUGAUUGAAGUUUAUGAUGUUCCUUCAGAAGUUGAAUCAGUUUCUGAACCUUCAUUUUCAAUUCCUGUUGAAAAUGAGAACGUAAUGUUUUUAUCUGCUCAUUCAAGUGGAGAGUACAUUGUUGCAGCUACGGACGCAACUUGUACUUUAUAUUCUAUGAAAGAAAGUGUCUAUUCUCUCAAUAUAUCGGCUAAGAUUACUGCACUUUCUUUUCACCCCGAUGGACAUAUCUUUGCUGUUGGUUUAGAAAACGGUGAAAUUCAAUUCUUCGAGACAGCUAGUGGUGUUGUAGCUGCAAAAUUCGGUCCUCAAGAUGGUUCAAUUGAGUCGCUGCAAUUCGGUGAAAAUGGGUACUGGCUGGCUGCAGUUGCUUCAAAUGAAAAGGGAACCUCCAUUUGGCAUUUGGGAAAAUCCAAAUUAGCUCACAUGGUACCAACGGAUGCCAGCACUACUGCAGCUGCGUUAGACAUAACAUGUCAACUUUUGGCAUCUUCUGAUGAUAAGUAUUUGUACAUUCAUUCAUUUGUUAAAGCCUCCAAGUCUUGGAACCUGGUGGGCAAGGUCGAAGCUUCUUUGGUUUCAAAUUUAGCUUGGAUAGAAGAUCCACACAAACUGGUCUACUCUACAAAUCAAGGUUCUGUUUGUCUUUUGGAAAGUAUUAAUUAA